Messenger RNA from Exophiala bonariae, 354 nucleotides. RefSeq lists its product as uncharacterized. Bases 1 to 354 code for a protein of 117 amino acids. NCBI's taxonomy places the organism in Eukaryota, Fungi, Ascomycota, Eurotiomycetes, Chaetothyriales, Herpotrichiellaceae. The record is from RefSeq and is a predicted model, not a curated record. The transcript is spliced from 2 exons.
AUGCCUCGUGGAAACGGUCCUGCCUCCAAAGUCCAUUUCAAGGGCAACUCUGAUGACUUUAUCGUCUUCGUCGAAUCUCCCGAAGAUCUAGAGGCAUGGAAGAAGGACAAGUCUAUCCCUCUUGUACAGGUCGUCGACAGCUUCAAGAUUCUUGUGUCACACAAACAUGGUGCUCAGGGAGAGCUAGACACUGCCAGCAAGGCCAGCCUUGAGAACGAGUUCGGAACCACCAACGAAGAUGAUAUCGUGAAGAAGAUUCUUGAAGAGGGCCAGAUCCAGACCUCAUCUACCUCCCAACGAACCGGUGUCCGCAAUGAGACAAUGGGUCCAAGACAAGCCCACGGUACCUCCUAG